Molecule: messenger RNA, 1251 nt
Organism: Triticum turgidum subsp. durum (durum wheat)
Lineage: Eukaryota; Viridiplantae; Streptophyta; Magnoliopsida; Poales; Poaceae
Source: the annotation of a GenBank genome assembly
AUGGGUCUAUCAGGCGCCGUGCAGUGGUGGGAUGAGUGGCAGCUGCGCGUUCUCGUGCUGGGCAGCCUCUUCGUCCAGUACCUGCUCUUCUUCUCCUCCGUGGUGCGCAGGCGUGCUCCUCCGUCUUGGCUCAGGCUGGUAUUCUGGCUCGCCUACCUAGGCCAGCUCGCCGCUGGCCUGGAGGUGCUGUGGGCGCCUGUCCUCCUCAUCCACCUCGGGGGGCAGCACCUGAUGACCGCCUACAGUAUUGAAGACAACGAGCUAUGGAGGCGACAAGCCAUCACCAUGGUGUCACAGUCAUGUGUUUUCAUCAUGGAGAUGGAAACAGAAAAGGUUUCGCAACAUAACCUCUUGUCAUUUUGUGCUCGUAAGAAGCGACCCACUUUUCUUAUGAAGCUUGCCACACUUGUCUGCUACAAAGACUAUGUUAACAUGCAUUGUUAUAUAGAACAUGCACCAACAACGUCCUCACUCCAAGUUGUAGAGUUGGUUCAUGGAUAUGUUACGGAUGGUUGGAAAGGAUACAUCCAUGACGCUGCUAGCUACAAGAGAUUCAACCUCCACAGGGGGCAGUGGGCUCUAAGGCAUCAACGUCAUCUUCGGUGGAGCUUGAAUAUGCCAUUUGACAGAAGUGUCCUUCUCUGGCACAUCGCCAUAGACAUAUGCUUUCACCACCAGAGCACAACCCCUCGCGGCAGAGAGUGCGCCGCCCGGAGCAGGGUGAUAUCGAACUACAUGACAUACUUGCUCUCCAUUCGUCCAGAAAUGCUUAUAUCCGGGUCCAGGAUUGGCAUCUUCACCAUUGCAUGUGAAGAUAUCGAGCUCAUGCUAGGCGACAAUUCUGCACUGCAUGACGAAAGAGGACUUGCGCAGGGAAUUCUUUCCAGGGCGCAGCAACCUUCUUUAUUAGAUAACACCAGCAUAAUAGGAACAGCAUGCAGGCUUGCUAAAAUGUUGAUGGAGCUACAAGAUGAACUGGAGAGGUGGGAGGUGGUCCAGGGGGUAUGGGUGGAGAUGUUGUGCUACUCUGCCAGCAGGUGCAGAGGAUACUUGCACGCCAAGAACAUGAGUGAAGUUACGGAGCUUCUCACCCGCGUAUGGUUCUUCUUAAUAUCCAUGGGGAUGGAGACAUUGGCCGACAGGUUUCAGAAGUCAGAGUAUCUCGAAACCAAGGAAGAAAACGCUGAAGAAGAUGAUAAUGAUGGUGAAAACAGAGUCGUCGUGGAGCGCAAGAUUAAUAUGCCCAUCUAA